Eucalyptus grandis is the source of this 2450-nucleotide messenger RNA. Its product is annotated as FCS-Like Zinc finger 8. NCBI's taxonomy places the organism in Eukaryota, Viridiplantae, Streptophyta, Magnoliopsida, Myrtales, Myrtaceae. The record is from RefSeq and is a predicted model, not a curated record. Bases 988 to 1950 code for a protein of 320 amino acids. The transcript is spliced from 3 exons.
CUUGUUCUUCUUCUUCUUCUUCUUCUCGCUUUCUCUGCCACAAUUCGUAAUUAUCCAGUCGUGGCCCUGCGUUUUGAGAUGAACUAGAAGAUAUAAAGAAAGGGAGGGAGGGUCUUCUGCAAGCAUCCCGCUAGAGGGUCGAAACAGGAGAAAGAAACGAAGAAGAUUCUUCGAGAGGGAGAGAGAGAGAGGGAGAGGGCACCUGGUCCAGAAGUGAUUUAGUCUGCAUUGAUUCUUGAUUGGAGAGUGGUUUGUCUGCACCCGAGGCUUCGAGGCUUUUUGACGACGGGAACCAUUUUCCUUGUUUGUAUUCCGGGGGGGAGUGAGGGACCGAAAUAAGAAAAUAAUUUUCCCCAGCGAGAGAGGGGGCGGAAAACGACGAAAACGUAAAAGGGGUGAAACGGAAAAAGGCUGAACCGAAGGGGGAGGGGAGCUAAAAUACAAAACCUUUCUUUGGUUCGGCUGUGUCUGAUUAUUGAUGACGACUCCUGGGAGUCUCUGUCUGCAUGUCUGUUCCUAGAGCAGGUGGAUUCUUCUCCUCUGGUGAGAAAUCCGAGCUAGAACGCUUGGGAGGAAGAGAAUAGAGCGAGAGAGCUGGCGUAAAAGUUGAGCCUUUGAGCUUCCUUGAGGUUCGAUUACUCUCGGGUUUGCUCUGUCUCUGGAAUGGAGGUGGGAGAAAUCUAGCAGAGAGAGAGAGAACUUCAACUUCAUGGGCUCUUCCUUGCGUAAUUUUCUUCAUUCUCUGGUGCUCAAAAAAUGGCCUCUUUGACUGUACUGCUCGUCCUUCAUUCUCUGACACUCAAACUUCAAAAAUAAAAAAGCCACAAACUUUCCGCAAUUUGGUGGAGCAUAAAGGCGAUCUUGCUCGUGCCCAUCUGAAUUCACGGCUGUUCUUGGCUGAAAACUCAAUUUUUUUUUCAGAUUUAGCUGUUGUUGGUGCGGUAAUACAUAGAGAGAACAGAUUUUUCUCAGAAAGAAGCUUCUUCAAUGGCAGAACUUAGUUCCUUCUCUUUACCAUCUCCCAGAAAUAAUUGCAAGAAAGUCACCGGAUCAUCUUUUUUCAGCUUGCCAAGACUGUUCACUAGCUUCACUGCGAAGGGGUUCUCUGAAACCGACGUUGUGAUUAGUCCCACUUCAAUUCUUGACACCAAACCAUUCUCAUUCUCGACCAUCAGGAACUCCUUCUGGUCUGAUAACAACAGCAGUUCGUCUUCUUCACCCAGAAACACUGACACAGAGCACAAGCGCUCUCACUGGGAAAAGAAGAAGAUAGAAUCAGUAGGAAUUGGCCUGGGCAUUGUUGAUGCUCUGAAAGACGAGGGCCUUGACCCGAAGCAACCCAAACCCGAGACCCGGCCCGUCGUCUUCUUCGGAUCAAAGCUCAAUAUCCAAGUCCCUCCCCUGCCCUUCUCUGUUCCUCCCAACCCUGAGUCGGCGAGCCCGAGGUCUCCACCCAAUUUCGGGACCAAAUCCAAGAAUUCCCAACUGGGUUUCGCAUCACCUCGCCUUUCGCGGUCCCCGGAUAUGAGAUCCCGUUCCGGAUCGUCCUCCAUUUCACGCGGCCUCGGAGUGCCAGGCUCGCCCCGGGUCAUCAGUGCCACUGAGAUGGAGAGCUCGGAGGACUACACUUGUGUGAUCUCCCAUGGCCCGAACCCGAAGACAACACAUAUAUUUGACGAUUGCAUUGUGGAGAGCUGCUGUGGUGAUUUUAAGUCUGCGUCUGAUCUGAAGGAGAGUGGGUUUUUGAGUGAUGAACAGAGUAGUCGUUCGUUGUCACACAGUUUUCUUAGCUUCUGCUGCACCUGCAAGAAGAAUCUUGGGCAGGGAAGUGACAUUUACAUGUACAGGGGGGAGAAAGCUUUCUGCAGUGGAGACUGCCGGUACCAGGAGAUUCUCUUGGAAGAGGGAAUGGGGAGAUCGGAACCAGAUGAAUAUGGCUUUUCUAGAUAACAACUUAUCAUCGCUUUGCUUCAAGAGAGAGUCUUGAAGAAAGCCAGCUUCACGAGGAUAUAUUCAUCAUUCUUAACAUAAAUCUUUAGAGGCAGGGAUAGAGACUGAACUUUCUAUUGCAUAAAAUGGAUUGAAGCUGGGGUUUUCUUGAUAUCUUAGGCUCUGCUUCUCUCAGCAGUCUUUUUUGUUUUCAUUUUCCCUCUUCCUCUCUCUCUCUCUCUCUCUUCUCUCUCUCGCUCUUGCUCUCAUAAUUUUUCUUGUAUAAUUGAUUUCAAUGAAGUGAUAAUUUAGGAGAUCGCUAAUCUGGUGCUUCGGUCCAAAAGCCUUUCUUGUUUGCCUAGUGGUUCUCAUAAUGAUGAUAGGGUGACUGAGAAUUUUCCCCAUUAUCUUCCCCAGAUUAAAUUUAUUGCUGCAAAUCAUCCUGGGCACAUAAGGACAGAUUACAUCAUUUGAUGCAGAUUCUUGCAUUUUUUUUUUCCUUGCCUGAGAGGCUCCUAUCC